UCACCUAUAAAUAUAAAAUUAUUGUACCCUUAUUGCUGAUUUUUCACAAGUUCAGAAAUUUGUUCUCUCAGCUCACACAACUCUCUCUCUCUGGCACAACUCUCUUUCUCUUUGGUAUCUGUCUAUCACAGCUCUCUGGCUCUCUCUUGGCUCUCUCUCUCUCUCUAGCACAACUCUCUGUCUCUCUCUCCAGAUCAAUCAGAAUUCGGAUCAACCCCUCAUUGUCCGUCUCUUUCCACAAAACCACUCUCUAUUCGUGAAACCAACCGCGAAUCUCACAGAAGUUUCCUUCUUCAGCUCAAAAAGCAUACGCCAUGAUUUGAAUCACCAGGAAUUAAUCGGACCACCCCAACCAGAAUGACGUGGUUCAGUGGGAAAGUCUCUUUGGGGAACUUCCCCGAUCUCGCCGGGGCCGUGAAUAAGCUCCAGGAGAGCGUCAAGAACAUCGAGAAGAACAAGCUGAUGAUAAUGAAGCUGAUGUUAAAGGGCAACAUCUGAGCUCAGGGGAAAAUGCGUCUGACUCUUCAGUGAUUGAAUUGGAGAAGGUGAAGAUGGAGAUGAAGAUGAUGGAAGCUGCAUUGCAAGGUGCUGCAAGACAGGCCCAGGCAAAAGUUGAUGAGAUUGCAAAGUUUAUGAAUAAAAAUGAACAAUUAAAAUCUGCGAUCGAGGAUUUGAAGAGAAAAUCCAAUGAUGCAGAAGUCGAGUCACUGCGAGAGGAAUACCAUCAAAGGGUUGCAACACUUGAAAGGAAGGUGUAUGCUCUUACAAAGGAAAGGGACACGCUUCGGCGGGAGCAGAAUAAGAAAAGUGAUGCAGCUGCUCUUCUGAAGGAAAAGGAUGAAAUAAUUAAUCAAGUUAUGGCUGAAGGUGAAGAGCUUUCAAAAAAGCAGGCUGCUCAAGAAGGACAGAUUAGGAAAUUAAGGGCUCAGAUCAGAGAGUUUGAAGAAGAGAAGAAAGGGUUGAUUACUAAACUUCAGGUAAUUCAUUUAUGUUAGAAUCUUUAAAAUUGUGGUUCUCUGAUUUCGUUUGAUAAAGACAACUC
Prunus persica (peach) is the source of this 1042-nucleotide messenger RNA. Its product is annotated as golgin candidate 5-like. The transcript has 7 exons. Lineage: Eukaryota; Viridiplantae; Streptophyta; Magnoliopsida; Rosales; Rosaceae. The record is from RefSeq and is a predicted model, not a curated record. Bases 552 to 995 code for a protein of 147 amino acids.